This is a messenger RNA of Cajanus cajan (pigeon pea), 1782 nucleotides long. Lineage: Eukaryota; Viridiplantae; Streptophyta; Magnoliopsida; Fabales; Fabaceae. The record is from RefSeq and is a predicted model, not a curated record.
AUGGCUCUCAGUCUCACGCAUCAAGUUCAAGCUCCCUCCUCCUCCUCUUUCCCCACCCCUCGCCGCCCUCUACCCGCCCCUCGGACCCUCCCUUUCCGCCGCCUCGCCGUGCGCGCCUCUGUCACCGCGGCCCCUGCGGCGGCGCCCACGGGGAGGGAGUGCAGGACGGUGGAGGUGGAUCUGCUGACCGACCAGCUUUUCCGAUCGGCGGUGCCCAGCGGCGCGUCGACGGGGAUUUACGAGGCUUUGGAGCUCAGGGAUGGGGACAAGAGUGUUUACGGCGGGAAGGGCGUUCUUAACGCCGUUAGGAACAUCAACGAGGUGUUGGCCCCGAAACUCGUUGGCGUUGACGUUAGGAAUCAAGCUGAUGUGGAUGCUAUUAUGCUAGAAAUUGAUGGAACUCCUAACAAAUCAAAACUAGGGGCUAAUGCAAUAUUGGGAGUUUCACUGAGUGUGUGUAGAGCUGGUGCAGGAGCAAAGGGAGUGCCCUUGUACAAGCACAUUCAAGAGAUUUCAGGAACAAAGGAACUAGUUAUGCCCGUUCCAGCUUUUAAUGUUAUAAAUGGGGGCAGUCAUGCUGGGAAUAAUCUUGCUAUGCAAGAAUUUAUGAUACUACCUGUGGGAGCAACAUCAUUUGCUGAGGCACUCCGCAUGGGCAGUGAAGUUUACCAUGUAUUAAAGGGCAUAAUCAAGGCAAAAUAUGGACAAGAUGCAUGUAAUGUUGGAGAUGAAGGAGGAUUUGCUCCCAGUGUCCAGGAUAACAGGGAGGGGCUGGUUUUACUCAUCGAUGCCAUUGAGAAGGCUGGUUAUACUGGCAAGAUUAAAAUAGGUAUGGAUGUUGCAGCUUCAGAGUUUUACACUAAGGAUGGGACGUAUGAUUUAAACUUCAAGAAACAGCCAAAUGAUGGAACUCAUGUUCACUCUGCUCAGAGUCUUGGUCAACUUUAUGUAGAUUUUGUAAAAGAAUUCCCCAUUGUGUCAAUUGAGGAUCCAUUUGAUCAAGAUGAUUGGGGUUCAUGGGCUUCACUGCUCUCUUCAGUUGAUAUUCAACUUGUAGGAGAUGAUUUGUUAGUUACAAAUCCAAAGAGAAUAGCUGAGGCCAUCCAAAAGAAGGCUUGCAAUGGUUUGCUUCUAAAGGUUAACCAGAUUGGUACAGUGACGGAAUCUAUUCAGGCUGCACUUGACUCAAAGGCUGCAGGUUGGGGUGUCAUGGUUAGUCAUCGGAGUGGUGAGACUGAGGAUAACUUCAUUGCUGAUCUCUCUGUUGGCUUGGCCAGUGGACAGAUAAAGACCGGUGCUCCUUGCCGAAGUGAACGAUUAGCAAAGUAUAACCAGCUUCUUCGGAUUGAAGAGGAACUUGGAAGUGUGCGAUAUGCUGGUGAAGCUUUCAGAUCACCUUAGAAUGAACAACUACUGAUCUCAAAAAAUAUUUAUUCUGGAAAUGUUUCUGCAUGAGAAUCAUUGUCAUCAUUGAUAUACCACGGAAAAUUGUCAGUUUUGAAGUUGGUGCUAGCCUUCUAGGGUUUUCAGAUCUACUCAACGAGUUAGGUUUAAGUGAUUGAUGAUAAUUUAGUGCAGUAACAUGGCUCCGUAGGGUUUUUUUUUUUUUUUUUUAUAUAUUGAAAAAACACGCUACAUGUGUAAGUUCCUCUGCAUACGACAAUAGGAUUUCAUACUUGAAAGGGGGAGAUUGUUGUUUUGUAGUUCAGUGUUUGUAAUUGUGCAUCUCUACUUUUCUUGUGAACAAGUACUAUCUGUUACGACCAAUCAUUUGUGUUACGA